GGCGGUGGACCUGACAGCGAUACAGUUCUUAACUCAGCAUCCAUGGCAGGCGGCAUGAUUGAGGAUAAGACAUUUGUAGAUUUAACAAUCUUGCAAGCCAAAGAUCUGAUGCCUGCUGAUCGUAAUGGCCUAAGUGAUCCUUACUGUACAGUUUUGAUGGGAAGUAAAAAGGUGUUCAAAACUUCAGUGAAGAAAAACACACUUUUCCCAAAGUGGAAUGAGAGCACUUCCUUCCAAGUACUGGAAGACAACCACUUAUUGGAGAUUUUUGUUUAUGACAAGGACAUGAUUUCCAAAGAUUUUCUUGGCAAAGUCAUAUUAACACUAGACAAACUGAAAGAAAUUUCUCAUAAGGGUACAGCUGAAUGGAUUCCUUUACAGAGGACAAAGUCUGGACAAAUUCAGAUUAAAUGUACAGUGACAUGUACAAGCUCUCUGGAACCAGUCAAGAAGUCCCGUUCUUUGAGGCGGAGCAAACAUCCAAACUCUGGGAAGAAUAACAAUGAUGUCUUCUUACCAGUUGUGGACACAGUACAUGAAUCUGAUAAAGGGGAGUUAUCUUCAGGGCUGGAUUCCACGAGCCCUCUACCCCCAGACAGUGUGAAUGGAAGCUCCCCCAAAUCCUCAGAGGGACAGAUCUCCCCAACAAGGGAGGAAAUAUCAUUCAGUCCCAGUAACCAACAGAUUAUUCCAGAAAAAGUGCAGCCCGUGACCUCGACCCCAUCAGCUAGCCAGCUUACCGUGAACCCUGAACUUAGGUUACGGAGGUCAGCCUCAGAUGUCAACGUGAGCAAGAAGCCAGACAAACAGACAACAGGCUACUCAGGGAUGCCGACAGCCUUAACUCUUAAACAUACAGACUCGAGCAACUCCAUCUCAGCAUUGAAUCAUGAUGAUACUAUCUCUAUAGAUUCCUCUGUAGCCGGUCAUGAGAAGCUUUACAAUGUGUCCGGGAAGAUUCUGGAGGUCAGUGGACUGAGGCAGAGCUCUGGGAAUAUUUACAUCAAGGUCCGCCUGGAACACUCAGGAAGCCGAUUGAGAUUUAUUCACCAUGGGCGGGUUAUCGCCAAGUCCUAUCUGUUUCCUGUAAGUGCCUCAGCUCUCAAUCAGCCAUUUGAGGUUGACCGUGGUGCUGGCGUCAGUGGGAACACACACCUUAUCUUUGACAUCAAGAGUGAAAACAAAGACCACUUGGCCCAGAAGUCCUUUAGAUUAAAGGAGUUGUUCUCAGAUUAUGUAGAAGGAGGGGUGGAAAAAUGGCUGCAGCUUUCAGACAAGGCAGAAAUAAAAGUGUUUUUGACUCAGGGAAAGCCAAAUCCCCGUCUUGUGAAGAGACACAGUGGGAUUGGGAAAUCCUUGUCCUUCAGAAAAUGAAAAUAGAAAAAAAAUUAUUCUGGAUGGACAAUGUGUGUGUUCUAAUUAUUAUUAGAUUUUGUUUAUAUUCUUGUUUUUUUUUACAUAUAAUUUAGAUAUUGGACACAAAGGUGUUAUAAAUGUGCAAUUUUAUGAAACCAUUUUCUUUAUAUUUCCUGCAAGUAUUGUAUUCCUUUAUAGUUGUAAAAUUAUAGUAUAAACAUAUAGUACAUGUAAUUGGUGUUUGCUAUCACAAUUCUAAGUACCCCUUCCUUUCUGCCAGAAAAAUGGUUCUUUUUGUUAUUUGUUUUAUACCUCAUUAUAGGCAUUUUUGGAAUCAAGUGUAUGUUUUAGUGCUGUAUGAUGUACUGUAAAUAUAUAACAUUUAGCAGUGUAUUUUAUUCAGCGAUUUAAGCAGGAACUUAAUUUCCACCAAACAUCAUACACUCCAUAAAUACAUGUAAUACAUUUACAGUAUAGCUACAAAUAUAUGUUUAUAUACAUGAACAAUUAUAAAUGUACUGUUCAUAAAAUAGGGAAGAAGAAUGUUACAAUGUAUAUCUCCUUUGUUUAGUCAGUUGUGCAUUUUUGUGAUUACUUUUGUAAUAAGUAUAUUUCGAUUUUAUACAGAGAUCUGUGAUUAAUAAUGUAGAUUUUGUUAGCUACAACAUGUAUCACAUCAAAUGUAUCAGUGUUGAGAGCAGAUGCAUUUUCUAAAACAGCCGGGUGCCAUUUUGAUUAAUUUAUACAAAUAGUAUAUUGUUUGUUAAAUUUACACCGUGUUUCAAAGAAAACUGUGCUAUCCCUUAACUGUGAUAAACAAAAUAAGAUAGUAAUGAAAUUAACAAUAUUUCAAUUUCCUUUAUUUCAUUUAGAUAUUUUUUCAGUAAGCUGGAAGCUUCUUGUUAUGUACAUUAUACAAUUUUUCUAAUAUAUACAGUACAGUGUACAUCAGUUAAAUAACACAAGUUAUUUCAACUGUAGCAAGGUAAUACAAAUUUAUACGUCAUUUUACAUAUUUAUAGUUACUUACUAGAUUUUAGAUCAGUGUAAAUAGAAACAAUCUUUGGAUUACAAAAAACAUUGUACAUGUACACUAUAUC
Messenger RNA from Saccostrea cuccullata (small rock oyster), 2456 nucleotides. RefSeq lists its product as uncharacterized. NCBI's taxonomy places the organism in Eukaryota, Metazoa, Mollusca, Bivalvia, Ostreida, Ostreidae. The annotation marks the transcript as partial. The record is from RefSeq and is a predicted model, not a curated record. The transcript has 12 exons.